Molecule: messenger RNA, 840 nt
Organism: Insectozyma verbasci
Lineage: Eukaryota; Fungi; Ascomycota; Pichiomycetes; Serinales; Debaryomycetaceae
Source: the annotation of a GenBank genome assembly
AUGACAGACAAUUCAAUACCACAAGCUAUAACUAUAGCAUUAACUAAACAACAGGAUAGAUUAUAUAUACUACAUUUAGAAAAAGAUUUAAUCAAAUUUAUUAAAAAUUCAAUAUUAGGAAAUAUUAAACAUCCACAAUAUAUCAUACAAUCUCAAUACUUGAAAAACUCAUAUUAUAGAUUAUUACUGCAUCAAUUAUGUUCAUAUUAUAAUUUACAACAUUGGAAUACUCAACAAAAUGAAAUAUUAGUUACUCCUUCAACAGACUUCAAUUAUCAACAAUUUUUAAAUCAAAUUGAGUCAAAUCAAUUUAUAAAAUUAAUUGAUAUUGCACCACAAUUUCAAAUUGAAUCUAAUUCAACUACAACUACAAAUUCUCCAACUCCAGAAAUACAACAACCAAAAUUAAAAACAAAAUUAAUUAAAAAACCAAUGGAAGUACCAAAAACUACCAAUAUUAAUAUUUUACAAGUAAGUUCAGAAAGUAGUAGUUUGAGUACUAGUUCUCAAGAUUUAGAUAUUGAAAGUCGAAGAGCAUUAUAUAAAAAAAUGAGAGAAAAGAUAUUUGAAGAAGAAGAAAUUGAAUCAAAUAUGAUUGAGACAAAUAUACAGAAUGAACCAAUAAAUAAAGAAGAUUAUAAACGAUAUACUAGUUUUCAACCACCCAUGCCAUAUUACCCAAUGAUGAAUCCAUAUUAUAAUCAAUCUCCAAUUAUAUAUGAUGCAGAAACAGAAAGACGAAUAUUGAAUCAAUUCAAUCCUUAUAUAAUCAUACCCGAUGAUAAUAAAAGACAAUACAAAGGAAAGAGACCUAAUAAACUGAAGAAUAAAUUUAAUUAG